Pterocles gutturalis (yellow-throated sandgrouse) is the source of this 2655-nucleotide messenger RNA. RefSeq names its product chondroitin sulfate proteoglycan 4-like. The record is from RefSeq and is a predicted model, not a curated record. Lineage: Eukaryota; Metazoa; Chordata; Aves; Pterocliformes; Pteroclidae.
CUGCGGGAAGGCACCACAGCUGCCAUCACCCGCCACGUGCUGAGCGCCGAGGACGAGGACUCCCUGGCGGAGGAGGUGACCUACUCCAUCCAGCCCCCGGCCAAUGGGAAGGUGGUCCUGAGGUCGGCACCUGGCGCUGAGGUCCGGCAGUUCACCCAAGCCCAGAUCAACAAUGGCCUCGUCCUCUUCACGCACCAAGGAGGAUGCUAACCGCACCGCACAGCACCCCAGCCCAAACCAUGGUGGGUUAACGGGGUCUGCAGCCCCUUGUGCCCCCCGUAAAUACCCAGCCCUAUGCUCUCUGCAGGACCCCUGGACGGGGGCUUCGCCUUUGACUUGUGGGAUGGCGAGAACCUGUCUCCUGGGCACUUCUUCCUCGUCAGGGCCCAGAGAGAGCCCGUUGUCAGCCCGGCCAAGAGGCAGAGCCUCACUGUCUGCCCAGGUGCCCUGCAUCCCCUCAGCAGCCAGAACCUGCAGGCAGCGAGCCACAGCCCCGCUGGCCCCACCGCCCUGCACUACCGCGUGGAGCAAGCCCCGCGCCUGGGCAGGCUGAGCACCGCCCGGGGCGAGGAGAUCCGCAACUUCACCCAGGCCCAGGUGGACAGCGCGUUGAUUUUCUACCAGCACGAGAUGCCAGAGGAGCCUUUCUGGCUCACCCAAGAUGCCAUCCGCUUCCGCGUGGUCUCUCCCACUGCCGUCUCCGACUCCUUCACCCUCCUCGUGCUGAUCUCCUUCGAGGCCAAGUGUCCCCAGCGCUCGACUCAGCUAUGGAGAAAUGCAGGUCUCCAGCUUGCAAGGGCUCAACGGGCUGAGAUCACCACCUCAGUACUGGAUGCCUCCAACCUCCUAAGCCAAAUCCCGGUCCCCGAGAGAGCUGCCCAUGACGUUGUCUUCCUGGUGACAGCGCUGCCAGCUCACGGGCAGCUCUUGGUGGCUGGUGUGCCCCUGGAGAGCUUCCAGCCAUUCUUCCUGCAGUCAGACCUGGCCGCAGGACACCUGGCGUACACCCACGGUGGAGAUGGCAUCUCUGAAGACCAUUUCAGGUUCAAGGCUUGGCUGCGGCCCCGGGAGCAGCAGUCCCUCCAUCCUCCGCAGGAAGGGGUGGUCAUCUCUGAAGCUUUCAACAUCACAGGGACUGGCAGCAGCAGCAAGCCGCCGCAGGUGGUGAAGCGGCAAGAAGUGCUGCGGGUCCCACCAGGCACCGUGGUGACCUUGUCCCAGGAACACCUGGAUGUGGCUGACUCCUUGGGUUCCCCAGAGGAGCUGGUGUACAGCGUCCUCCAGAGACCCCUUGCUGGCCACCUGGCCGAUGCGCGCAGUCCACGGGAGCCCAUCAGCCGCUUCACCCAAGCGGAUGUCAAUGCGGGCCGCGUGGUGUUUGUUGCCACCAGGAGCCGUGCCCCAGGGUCCAUAGCCCUGAGCCUCUCCGACGGCCACCACCCACCCACCACAACCUCGCUGGAGAUUGAGGUGCUCCCGGUGCUGCUGGAGGUGCCCCAGGACCGGAACAGGGCCCCCCUGUCCCAGCAUCACCUCCUGGGAGCUGCACCGCUGGGGACAGGCAACACCCUGUACAGGAUCACCAGGAACCCGCGGUUCGGCCAAGUGCAGGUCAACCAAAAGCCGUCUCCUCGGGGCUUCUCGCAGAAGCAGCUGGACCGCGGGGAGGUGACGUUCACCUUCACCGACCUCACCUCUCCUGAGGACACCUUCCAGUUCCUUGCUGUGUCGCGGGCGGCCAACCAGACCGGGACGGUGAACGUGAGCGUCCGUGCCGUGGUGAAGGCUCGGCCAGGCAGCGUGUGGCCCAGGGGCACCACGGCUCUCCUGGACACCGGCGUUCUCGACGCCAGCGAGCUGGCCAACCACACCAAGAGCGUCCCAGUCUUCAAGAUCCGCAGGGCGCCCCGUGGCAGCCGUCUCGUGAGGGUCUCCAGGAACCCAGGACAGCCCACCACCCCCAUCGAGAGCUUCAGCCAGAGUGAGCUGGAGCAAGGGCUGGUUGGCCUGGAGGUGCUGGAGGCUGGGGAGGCUGAUGAGCCCCGGCAGAAUGACAGCUUCAUCUUUGAGCUGGUGGCUGCCGGAGUGCCACCAGGGCUGGCAUCCCUGGGGUACACCAUUGAGCCCUACAACGCCUCCAAAGCCUACGGCGUGACACUGCUCAGGGCCCCUCCGGCACCCUCGCCCCCGGCACCCCAGGGCACAGCACAGAGCAGCUCCAAUGCCAGUGAGCUGGGGAUGGCCUCCAGCGCCUGGCCGAGCCCCGGUGCCACCACCAGCCCUGUGGAGGGGGGAACCUUCCUCAGCUUCAUCGAGGCCAACAUGUUCAGCAUCAUCAUCCCCAUCUGCCUCAUCUUCCUCCUGCUGGCACUCAUCCUGCCCCUGCUCUUCUACCUGCACAAGCGCAACAAGACGGGGACCGUCCAGGGCACCCCCUCCUCCAAGGCCAAGAACGGGGCUGUGCCGGACCAGGAGACCUUCCGCAGGACGGACCCCAACCAAGGCAUCCCCCUAACGACUGUCAACACCCUGGACAGCAAGGGCACAGGGCCCCCACCCCAGGGCACGGGUCCUGGAGCACCCCCAGACCCCGAGCUCCUCCAGUACUGCCGGACUUCCAACCCCCCCUUGAAAAACAACCAGUACUGGGUGUGA